Molecule: messenger RNA, 2340 nt
Organism: Halichondria panicea
Lineage: Eukaryota; Metazoa; Porifera; Demospongiae; Suberitida; Halichondriidae
Exons: 7
Coding region: 584-1525 (313 amino acids)
Source: RefSeq, a predicted model, not a curated record
CGUACUCUGUAUCUGCAUAGAUAGAAAAGGGAGGGAUUGGAAACGAACGGCGGUUGCAAUGAUAUCCGUUGAAACACUCCUCGUCUUGUUACGUAAUCACUUUUUGGCGGGAUUGCAACAAAGAUUUUUUCUGACUCUGUUUGUUUGCAGACGUUGUUAGACUUCUGGGUUAGGCCAGUGUCCUUGGCAUUAACUGUAUUCAUACUUGGUAAGUUAGAGCGUCAUUAUAACUCACUUCAGUAGAAUUGAAGCAGAAUAAUAGGCCAGUUUUGUAGGUAGUAAGGUGAUAGCCAAAUUAUGUCUCCCUCUAGCAGAUAUGUAAAGCUGAUUUGCAGUUUGUAAUUGUGUCAAACUGUAUACUUGGGUCCUAGGGUUUUGCGUAAGCAAUACUUUUUGAAUGAUACAAGUGAAACUUUAAUACUAGAUCAAUAAAUAAGUAUUUUUAGGAGUGUUUUUUGUCUCCUUCUUUCAUCUCUAAAAAGGGCUAGUUGAGUAUAUUCUGCUAAUAUACUGUUAGAGGAGUAUUUGAAGUUUUGCAUAGUCUUUGUUUCUUUUUGCAUAGUCUUUGUUUGCACUUACAGAAAUGCCCCGAAAAUUCAGAAUUGCGGUUCACCGCAAGAAUGAAUUUAGGAAGUUGAGAGCAAAGAAACUCUCAUUGCCUAUCGAUAUCAGUGAAUUGAAAGUUAGCAUCCCGAGAAAGAUAUUUGCGGAUGCUCCCUUAUCAACAAUUGCCACCCUCAGGCAGAGGCUAAAGAUUGCCAUUGUGCUUCCUGAAGGAUGGUUGAAUGUAUCGGACUCAGAGGAUAUCCAUAUUUCCAAGCAUGCUCAGUUGGCCGUCAGCAUAGUGAUACACAGUGAUCUUUCUUGGCAUGCUCUUGCCAAUGGUUGCAAAGUACCUAGCAACAAUCCUGAAUUAUCAAUGAAGCAUCAAGUAAUUGCGUCUGUGACUGAUGUACAAGACAUUAUCGACUUCUUGGACUCGUGCACUGUUUGUGUUGGGAAUGACGACACCAAGUAUGCUGCCUUAGUAACUGACAGAAAUGGGACCUUUGUGGAUGUUUCAGGGAAAAAUCGUGUGGCAUUUUACGAUGAUAAGCUCAGCCACGGAACAAUCCGAUGUGAUGGAUGUCAGAUUCUUGUGCCUGUGGAAUCAAACCAGUGCAGUGUAUGCCAUGCCUACAGACAAACACUCAAUCGAAUGUUCCUUCGUUUUGAAGAUUCCACUAGAGACACGUGUACCGAGUUAAACAGGGUUAAUCCUCAGAGUCAUACUAACUAUCGAUACUUGUCAUCACUUGAAAAGGACAAACGAAUGAAAGUUCUACAUCAACAGAGCAGAGUGGCACAACAACAGAUAAAUCGCCUUAAAAAGAAACUCAAAAAGGUAACCCGUAUGCCAGUGACAACAGGUCUCUGUUUUUCUUUUCUGACCCACCCCACCUUAUUAAGACUGUCAGAAACGGCUGGGCUAGCCCUAAGAGAAAAUUGUGGUGCAAAGGGAAAGAUAUUUUAUGGUCUCAACUGAAGCUACUGUAUAUGAAGAAUCGAUCUCAAGAGACCCCUGGCCUAGCAUUGAUACCAAAGCUUAAGUAUGAGCAUGUUGAGUUAUCCAGCUUCUCCAAGAUGCGAGUAGAUCUGGCAGCUCAAGUUCUCAGUAACUCCGUUGCUAAAGCACUACAACUGACGCAGGGAGAUGAAGUUGCUGAGACCAUAACGUUUGUUGACAAGUUCAAUAAGUUGUUCGACACAUUGAAUGUCAGCAGUAUUUCUGUCGGGAAGCUAAAGCGAAACCCAUUCAAAGACCCUUACAGAUCAGCAUCAGACUUUAGGCUAAAGUGGUUGGAAGAGGAAUUCAUCCCAUACUUGGAUGCUUGGGAGAAAAGCGUGGAGGCUAGGGAAGGCUUCACAAAAACCCAAAAAAAAUUGAUGAUGCUCAGCCCUGAGACUAGUAUAGGCCUGAGGAUUACUGUGAGGUCAUUUGUGGAAAUGGUUAAGUAUGUAUUCACGAUACCUGGAGUCACACUGUUCCUCAGCAACAGGUUGUGCCAGGACCCCGUUGAGAAUUUUUUUGGUCAGCAAAGACAGAGGGGUAAAUCGAACGAAAACCCAAAUGUUAGCGAAUUUGCAAAGAACACACAGGCUCUUCGGGUGAUCAACAGCACAUGUGCAACAAUUAGAGGCAACUGCCGAAAGGACAGUAGAAAACGAACAUUGGAACUGGGUGAUGAGAACAAACCCCUUCCCAAAAGAAGGCACAAGCACAAGUAGUAGUAUAAUUAUAGAGUAAUGUUUGUAACUCUGUACAUUCAAUUAAUUUUAUCAUACACAUGUUUAAUUUAA